Rubroshorea leprosula is the source of this 1002-nucleotide messenger RNA. Lineage: Eukaryota; Viridiplantae; Streptophyta; Magnoliopsida; Malvales; Dipterocarpaceae. The record is from the annotation of a GenBank genome assembly.
GCAUUCUUGUUGCUUGACACAUUCUUAGAAGAAACAGAACGCUAAAGCUUCCUCCUUUGCCAAAAAUGGGUCAAGUACUCGGUUGCGUUCGUGUCCAAGAACCAAAUGUGGCUAUUAUGGAAAAGUACGGUGGCUUUAAGAAUGCGCUUAAGCCUGGAUGUCACUAUGUGCCAUGGUGCUGUGGGUGCAACAUAGUUGGAAGAGUACCACUUAGCCUGCAACCACUUGAUAUUCGAUGUGAAACUCAGACCAAGGAUAAUGUGUCUGUCACUGUACAUGCAUCUGUUCAAUACCGAUACGGUGCCUUGGAAGGCUGUUAUAAAGAGAAAGCAAAGAAUGCUUUCUAUAAUAUCACCAGUGCCAAGACAAAAAUCCGAGUCCGUAUUGUGGAAGGUAUCGGGGAAAUAGUGCCAAAACGUGACCUGGAAGAUGCUAUUGAAAAGAAGAACGAAAUUUCAAGUGAAGUUGAAAAAGAGCUCAGACUGCACAUGAAUGACGACGGGUAUGAAAUUCACUCACUUAUCAUUGAUAUAGAACCUGAUGUGAAAGUGAAGAGAGAAAUGGAUGAUGAGUAUGCAGAGCUGGUCAAAUAUACACUUUCACUCGAACUCAAAUUUUUGGGCGAUGUCGAGGGUAAGUACUUAAUUACGCAACUCGAUUUAUUGACGGCCCUACCUGGGACCUGUCACUUUCCUGGAAUUGGAAAUCAACCAGGGGUUAGUAGAUGAAGGAGAUUGAUGCAUCGUUGAAGUCUUCAUCUGUUCUCAUCACACCUGGUCCUGGAACCAACAGGAACAUAUCAAUCAGCACAGAUUCAUGAUUAGCUUCUUCAAGUAAAUAUUUGUUCACAACUGGGGGAACAAUUGCUCUGGAUUCACUUAAGAAAAGCUGGGCACCACAUAAGGUUUACCUGAGGGCAAUCUGGUUGGGUGCUGGAAAAGGGAAAAGCAUAACAGAUCCACCAUUACCUUUUAGAGACAAAACUAAUUAAUACCAUCAGUU